Molecule: messenger RNA, 825 nt
Organism: Dissoconium aciculare CBS 342.82
Lineage: Eukaryota; Fungi; Ascomycota; Dothideomycetes; Mycosphaerellales; Dissoconiaceae
Exons: 2
Coding region: 1-825 (274 amino acids)
Source: RefSeq, a predicted model, not a curated record
AUGCCGCGCGAAAGUCGGCAUCUUCAGCCUAGCCGUGCGAUUGCACCGUAUCCUCCUCGCGAACAACCCGUUGAACGGAGAGUCCCAAGCACAUGGACCGCAGAGGAGGAUGCAAUCCUCAUCAAGGCGCGGGCGGAUGGCCUCAAUUGGGACCCGAUCCACGCGAGGUACUUCAGCAACAAGACUCCGAACGCAUGUCGCAAACGUCACGAGCGCAUCAUGCAGAAUCGUCAGGUCGACGAAUGGGGCUCGCAGAAGAUCGAAUUGCUUGCUUCGGAAUAUCUCAACUGCCGCAAGGAGAUGUGGGUUAUUUUGGCAAAACGUCUUGGCUUGAAAGAGAGCCAAUGGCAAAUGGUUGAAGAGAAGUGUAUGGAGAAAGGUCUGAAGGCCCUGCAGGGUGCUGCACGGCGCGCUCGACGUGGUGGAUCCAUCAACAGCCAGGCUUUCGAAGACACAGGUAAUUUAGACCACGCAAGCGACUCGGGAAUUGGCAUGGGCUCGGACACUGAACAUGAGGUAGGCAUUGAUUCGGCGAACUACCACACACGAUCAUCGUCACAGCAGUACGCUCACGAUAUGCCACAGUCUGCGUCUCGAUCAGUGUCCGACCAUGGCCGCUCUCACAGCAUGUCAAGCGUGUCGAGACUUCCGACCUACGAGCCUCCACCGAUGAUUUCACUGCCUCCGAGAAAUUACGAGGCCGCUCGAUCGACUGCACUUCAUCCUUACGUCGGCUACUCGGCACCUUCCACAUAUCGUCGCCUUUCUCCAGAUUCGCAAAAUGGUCGCGGUGGCAUCAACAUCCAGGCGAUACUCUCCGAUUAG